Molecule: messenger RNA, 1739 nt
Organism: Myripristis murdjan (pinecone soldierfish)
Lineage: Eukaryota; Metazoa; Chordata; Actinopteri; Holocentriformes; Holocentridae
Gene: sult1st6
Product: sulfotransferase family 1, cytosolic sulfotransferase 6
Exons: 7
Coding region: 591-1520 (309 amino acids)
Molecular function (GO): sulfotransferase activity
Source: RefSeq, a predicted model, not a curated record
AGGAGGUCUGUCUGUGCAAGUUCCAGUGACAACAAACCGAUAAGACAUUCAUACAAGCACUCAGACACAGACAGCCAGGUUACAAAGAUAGAGAGAGGGCAGAAGCAUGUUUUAGAGGGACUCAUGCACUUAAGCUUCAGCUGGGAGUUCAGCAGGGAUCAUCUUUGGGAGAACUAAGUGAGAGAUUCUUGCUGUAAAUCUCUCUGAGGAGGGAGUGUAGAGUUUAGAGAAGAAAUAGAAAGUCAAAGGCAGGAAAAACGCAAGGACUGGAGAGGAGCUCAGUCCAGAGGAGCAAAGGACAACAGAUAAGGACGUGUAAAGACAAGGCAUGGGCUGGAUAUUUCACAGCGUUUGUAUACCUGAGGAGUUUUAAUCAAGGGAAAAAUUGCAAAGCGGGAACAAGUUUUGCAGCUUUUGCGGAUUCAUUGUGUUGGAGAGCAAAUCAACAGUGCACGUUUGAGACGAGCAACCGAAGGCGGGACUUGAGGAAGAAUCACGUUCCUGGGCUUGCUGCAGCCCCUCCACAGAGAAGUUUUGGUCUCUGGAGAACAAUUUCUUUCAGUCAUCCUGAGGCAGUCCCAGUGUCAGUCAUGGCGGGGGAGGAGCAGUUAUCCUACAGCCAGGCCAUUCAGAGCGCCACCGGCUCCCUCUAUCGCUUCCCUGUGAUCCCAGUCAAAGGGGUGCCUCUCAUGAACCACAUCGCCAACAACUGGGACUCCAUCUGGGCUUUCUCUCCUCACCCCACAGACCUCCUCAUCGCCACCUACCCCAAAGCAGGCACUACUUGGACCCAGGAAAUAGUCGACCUGCUUCUUCAUAAUGGAGACACUGAGAUUUGCAAACGUGCUCCCACACCUGUCCGCAUCCCUUUCCUGGAGAUCUUCUCCCCACCGCCCAUCCCCUCAGGUCUUGACCUUCUGGAGAAAAUGCCCCCUCCAAGAGUUAUCAAGACACAUCUUCCAUUUCAUCUGGUGCCACCUGGAUUUUGGGAAAAGAACUGCAAGGUUAUCUACGUGGCACGCAAUGCUAAGGACAACCUGGUGAGCUACUACCACUUUGAUCGCAUGAAUCUGACCCAGCCUGAGCCGGGGCCCUGGGAGGGCUACAUCAACAAGUUCAUGCGGGGAGAGUUGGCCUGGGGCUCCUGGUACGACCAUGUGAAGGGUUUCUGGGAGGAGCGAGAGAAGAGGAACAUCCUCUACCUCUUCUAUGAAGACAUGAAGGAGAAUCCUCGGCGGGAGGUGGAGCGCAUAAUGCAGUACCUGGACCUGUCGCUCUCUGAUGAUGUCAUCAGCCGUAUUGUUGAGCUCACAUCGUUCAAGAGCAUGAAGGAGAACCCGAUGGCCAACUACACCUUCAUCCCCAAGCCUGUGUUUGACCACUCCAUCUCUCCCUUCAUGAGAAAAGGUGAAGUGGGUGAUUGGACUAACCAUUUCACCCCUGGCCAGUCGAAGAUGUUUGAUGAAGAUUAUGAAAAGCAAAUGAAGGACGCCAACAUACCCUUCAGGACCCUCAUCUAAUGGGAAUUUCAGAUUUACCAAACUGAUGCAACUCAGCAAACCAAAGACCAACAAGCUGCCAAUGCACCCCACUCAGGAGGAAGAAGUACUGUUUGAAAAAUCAGAGGAACAAUGAUUCACACCACGGAACACUGUAGUCACUGCACCUUUUUUGUAGCAACACAGAGCCAGUCAUCCAAUUUUAUGCUUUGUAAUGAUCAAUAAAGACGUGCUACACAA